GCCGCUCGUAUGCUCCGAUUACAGUUGACGCGCUCCCCGCACAGUCGCCGUCGUACGCCGACGUAAGCUAGGCACCGGCUCCGUUCUCACAAUGUCUGGCAAAUCUUCAGCGGAAGCUACCCUGGCCUUGCUAGACGAUGAGGGUGCACGUCCGCCCGAUACCAGCAUCGACACGGUGAUCAGCACGACAGCGGGACCGUGGACGAUGCCGAUGAUGAUCAAAGCUCGCUCGAGACAGUCUGCGGGCUCAUAUAGUUCUGCGCCAUCCUCAAGCUCAGCCGCGAGCUCGAUCAGUCAAGCUGGCUCCACAUCUUCUCCUGCAAUUACGCCGAACGGAGCCCAAGCUUCGCGAGAAGCCCGCAAUCUUGUGCAGCACCACCAGGCCCACAUUAGGGAGAAUCCUUAUGAAUUUAUGCGACAGCUAGGCGCAUAUGCGCAGGGCACCGGUUGGCGAAGUUACGAGCACUAUGUCGGCUCGAGAGUUCUCUAUGAAGGCUACACGGCAGAUGUCACUGCACGUGUGCUCAACAGCGCAGCCGUGAGGUCGCGCAUCAAGCAGCUCGCACAACAACGGCUCGAUCAGCUUGACUUGCCCCGGACACAACGUGCACAAAAGAUCAAUGAGCUCGAGCAGCAGCUUUUUGACGUCGCGACCGAGACUGCUCGCAAGAUGAUUGCUCGCUUGGACAGCGUUCAGUUCUUCAAGUUCUUUGGCGCGACGGUCAACAACAUCCUCGUCAGGAUGUAUCACCAGGGCAUACACAUCAGCUUGGACGAGUUCACAGUGUUUCGACAAGUUGCGCAAGAAGCUGCAGAGAAGAAGAUAUCGCUGCUCAUGCUGCCCUGCCACAAAUCGCAUAUCGAUUACCUGACUGUGUCAUUCUUGUGUUAUCGCUUGGGCAUCUCUAUACCGCAUAUUGUGGCGGGCGAGAACCUGGACAUGCCUGUCGUUGGUCCGAUGCUGCAGAAGUGCGGUGCAUUCUACAUCAGACGAAGUUUCGGUGACGAUGCACUCUAUCCUGUCGUCAUUCGCGAAUACAUCGAACAAUUACUAUCGACAGGACACAAUCUCGAAUGUUUCAUCGAGGGUACACGCUCACGGACGGGCAAACUACUGCCACCGAAACUCGGCAUCCUCAAAUAUGUUUUAGAGGCCGUUCAGACUGGCAGGACAGCAGAUGUCAUGAUCUGUCCGAUCAGUGUACAGUAUGAUAAAGUCAUCGAGACAGACUCGUACGUCAACGAGCUCCUGGGCAAUCCAAAGGAAAAGGAAUCUAUCUGGGGUCUCAUUGCCAACACGCGUGUCCUGCAGCUCAAGAUGGGCAGAAUCGAUGUGCGGUUCCAGAAACCGUACUCACUCAAGGGCUUCAUCGAAGAUCAGGUCGUGAGUCGCAAACGUCUGCGCCAGGAUCGCGUUGCAUUCGAUCCGGCGAAUAACAAUGAGCACAAAGUCAUGCUACUCAAGGCGCUCGGAUACCAAGUCCUGUCGGACAUCAAUAAAGUCUCUGUCAUCAUGCCUGCUGCACUCGUCGGGACCGUCAUUCUCACCCUACGCGGACGUGGUGUGGGACGUAACGAGCUGGUCAGGCGAGUCGAUACGCUGCGAGAGAAGAUCAUCUCUCGCGGUGGACGGGUGGCAGAGUUUGGCGGAAUGACGACGGAGGAAGUCGUCGAUCGCGCACUAGAAGCAUUGAAAGAUCUUAUCGGCGUCUAUCAUGAUCUCAUGGAACCCACUGUCUAUCCACUCAAGCGCUUCGACCUCUCAUUCCAUCGAAACCAAGUUAUCCACAUCUUUGUCUCCGAAGCGCUGCUAUCUGCAACGCUCUAUACCAAAGUCAAAGCUGGUGGUGCCGUACCUGGUCAACGAAUGGAAUAUAAUUUCCUCUUAGCCGAGCUCGGCUUCCUCUCGCAAACGCUCAAAAACGAGUUCGUCUAUGGCACUGAAGGUAUGGUGCAGAAUGCAGAGAACACAAUCGAGCAUUUGCAGACGGAUCAGGUCAUUCUCGUCGAGGAUGACAUGAUCGGCCUUUCACCUGCAGAGCGCGCCAGAGGCCGCGAGAACUUUGACUUCUACUGCUUCCUGAUCUGGCCAUUUAUAGAGACAUACUGGCUCGCCGCUGUCAGUCUCUUUGGUCUCACGCCGCUUAAGAAUGGCAGCGGCUUGGAAGACGAUAUUCUCUGGCUGCCCGAGCGCGAGUUUCACAAGCGUGCCCAGGUCUAUGGCAAGACCUUGCAUGCACAGGGCGAUGUGUCGUAUCUCGAGGCUGUCAACCAGGCGACAAUGUCGAACGCUUUCCAGCGGUAUCACGAGAUGGGCAUCAUCAUAGCCAGGCGGAGCAAGAACGCCAAAUCAGUCGCAAUGAUGGCCCUGCAUCCUGAAUGGACGCCCCGUAGAGACGAGGCCGGCGUCAUUCGCGCCGAAGGUAAACUUUGGUCAUUCCUGGAAAGGCUCGGAAGCUUCCGCAGAGAGGGCAAGAAUCGACGCGACAGUGCGACAGUCAGCUCAAGAGUAUUGACUUUGGCUUCUCAGAUCCAUCAGCCCGCGGCAGUCGAGGCCCACUUGUAGGACAACCUCGUGACCUAGUCGCGCGAUCGGUGGCUUUGCCCCGGACAAAUGUACACGCGGAAAAAUCCGAUUUUGGAGUGCGGGGUGUAGAUCCAUAGGGCGAUUCUUUGCGGAUGAACUAGGCUGCCGGCCGAAAUCGAAGCCAGCUAGGUAAGAAAAGCGGCGCCUGACCCAACUCACAAGUAGACUUGGCGAACUUGACCUCUCGCCUACUCCAUAAAGUACCUGAAGCACUCGAGAGUAUCUA
Molecule: messenger RNA, 2813 nt
Organism: Mixia osmundae IAM 14324
Lineage: Eukaryota; Fungi; Basidiomycota; Mixiomycetes; Mixiales; Mixiaceae
Exons: 9
Coding region: 92-2566 (824 amino acids)
Cellular component (GO): mitochondrial membrane
Source: RefSeq, a predicted model, not a curated record